Poecilia latipinna (sailfin molly) is the source of this 1620-nucleotide messenger RNA. Its product is annotated as fumarylacetoacetase-like. The transcript is spliced from 4 exons. The record is from RefSeq and is a predicted model, not a curated record. Bases 997 to 1536 code for a protein of 179 amino acids. NCBI's taxonomy places the organism in Eukaryota, Metazoa, Chordata, Actinopteri, Cyprinodontiformes, Poeciliidae. Gene Ontology annotation, biological process: L-tyrosine catabolic process; L-phenylalanine catabolic process; homogentisate catabolic process. Gene Ontology annotation, molecular function: fumarylacetoacetase activity.
AGCAGUUAAUGGGUGAUUUGCCGCCUGAGAGGGCUGAGCCUGCCCCUCCUUUCAAGUUCAUUUCAGUCGAUCUCUUCGGGCCUUAUCAUGUCAGAGAUGAUGUCAAAAAAAGGGUGACGAUUAAGAUCUGCGGAGUCGUCUUUUGCUGUAUGACCAGUAGAGCUAUUCACACCGAAUUGGCAAGCUCGCUUUCCACUGAAAGUUUCCUGAUGGCUUAUCAGAGAUUUACUGCGAUCCAAGGUUAUCCACAGAAGAUCUCGUCUGAUGCAGGCACCAAUUUUAUUGGAGCAAAACCAGUUUUGGAGGAGCUGUAUAGAUAUCUGGGCACCCAAAAUAUAUCAGGUUUGAAAGAAACUGCAGUAAAGAAUGGGACUGAGUGGGUGUGGAAAAUCCUUCCCGCAGACUCACCUCACAGGAACGGAGCUGAUGAAGCUGCUGUUGGCAUUGUGAAAAGAGCUUUCCAGAGUCUUGGUCAAGAAUUUGCAUCAACUUUUAGUGAAUUUUAUGCAACUCUUUAUAACGCUGCCAAUCUUGCAAAUGAGCGCCCAAUCAAUGCCAGAAUACAGAGUCAAGAGGGUUGUAUUCAGUAAUCACUUCCAACAGUCUUUUCCUUGGACGAGCAUCUCAGAGUGGUGAUGAGAAAAUGAGGUUACUAAGUUCUGGAACAGUUGGAGGCAGCUGGCUGAUCCCAACCUUUUUGUGAGGAGCAAAUGGCACACUUCCCAGAGAAAUGUUGCUGUUGGGGACAUCAUCUGGUUGUGUGACCAAAAUGCACUUAGGACAGUUUAAGCCGGGCAAAGUUGUAAGUGCUAAUCCCGACAAGAACGGUGUUGUGAGGGACGUAAAUGUCCAUGUUGUUAAGCAAAGAUCAACUCAUCCACCAAAGAAAGAUAAAAUCAAGACCAGCAUUCUUCACAGGGAUGUUAGGAGGCUCAUUAUCUUAAUACCGGUAGAGGAACAAAUGGAAAGCCAAACCAGGGAGGAAUAAAACUCCAGAUGUACCAAAUACGACAGCGGAACUGCGAUCUUCCCAGUGGUUCAUGGAAAGAUCGAGUGGGAGGUGUGAAGUCAAAUCAGAAAAAGAAAAGAAAAAAAAGACAUGCGCUUACUGUGUCCCACACGGACCUAAAAGAGGGACGGACAAUGAGAAAAGCAGAAGAGAAAGCCAAACAAAGAGGAUGGGAGUUGCGGACUCUUUUGAUCAGAGAUCCUAGUCGACCUGUGCGGAACUGGAUGAAUCUGUGGACGGGCGGAGAGGCAGCCGGUCAGGACAUGACUGAGGCUGUAAACAUCUGCAGUUCAAAUUUUAAAUACAUGUACUGGACAAUGAAGCAACAGCUCACCCAUCACACAAGUAAUGGCUGCAACGUCAGACCAGGAGACUUACUGGCUUCCGGUACCAUCAGUGGGCCCAACCCUGGCAGUUUUGGUUCCAUGCUGGAGCUGUCUUGGAGAGGGUCAAAGAGUAUUGACAUUGGAGGAGGAAAAACUAGAACAUUCUUGAAGAAUGGAGAUGAGAUCACUAUCACAGGUUAGACAUUUUGGUGUCGAAGGUGAAUAACAUAUUCAUAUAACAAAACCUAGGUGGUGCUAAAAUCUAUGGAAGCCUGUUUCCGCCAC